Dermacentor andersoni is the source of this 2835-nucleotide messenger RNA. RefSeq lists its product as uncharacterized. Lineage: Eukaryota; Metazoa; Arthropoda; Arachnida; Ixodida; Ixodidae. The record is from RefSeq and is a predicted model, not a curated record.
CAUCCACUAAAUAUUGUUCCUUAUAGUCCUUGUUCAGACUUGUUUUUGUAGAGUGCUAUUUUUCUUCGUACCAUUCAGUGCCAGAAUGUGUUGCCCGGGAAUGUACGCGAAUGCACUUGAGAUGAAUUUCUUACUGCUAUUUAUUAGUCGUAAUGUAUCUGUGAAAUUCGUUGUUCUUUUCUUACUCCUGCAAUAGCCAUACGUUGGCAGCAGCAUGUACAAAUAAGUAAAUAAAUAAAUAAAUACAUAGGUAUUCAUUCUAAUAUUCCUCCGCGCUGUACGGUAAUUUUAUCGUCUUUCGUUUCUCCAAUACGUCUCAUGGGCAUGAACCUAGAUUUUAGGGCACACACAAAAAAAAAAAGAAAAGCUGCCACAGAGAUGUUUGUUCAGCCGUGAGGGAAUGUAUAGUUGGUUCAGGGAGAUUUUCUUAAGUUCUUCAUAGGGUAUGUUUAUUCAUUCUAUUCAGACAAUUUUACCAAUUUUAGUAAUAAUAGAAGUUGCGGAAUACUAUCCUAAUCUUGGCCGAUCCCGCACCGUGGAUGUGCGCCAUCAUUGAAGGAAAAUGAAAGUUAAUCCAAAUCUUCGUGAGUGAAGUGCGAUAGGCGUUAUACUUCACCUUGAUUUACUUUUUCUAUUAGGCAUUCCUCGUCUCCCUUGUAGUUUUCUCUUGAACCGCCGGAUUUUCGCCAAUUCCCCUUAGUGGGUAAGCGCCACCAAUGAAGAACAACCAAGCAAGCAAGUGCCCGGCUAUCAAUGGAGAAGAAGAAAAGGCAGUAUUGCGCGAGGUCUGAGCCACGACGUUCGCUCAAGGUUUCUCCUUCUUCCGGCCUCUUUCCAGUCGCUCAGGUGAAUAUUUGCGGUUCCGGCGCCAAACAUGGGGAACGAAGCUGAACAUGAAGUCGCCUCAACUGUGGGUAUAGUGAUGAAGCAGACGACACAGGCAAGAAAGUACUUCUGUUCUGCUGCGCCGUUUGCCUCAUCGCGCUGCUCAUAGGUCUGUUUUUAUGGACAUCCAAUUUGAGUCAGGAGGAGGACAUCGAUGGUACCGCCACCUACAAACCACCGAAGCACAAUGGUCCAGAAGGCAGCGGCGCAGCAACUACAGCUCAGGACCUCGGAACAACUGCCGCGUUAAGGACUAAAAUAUACGUUACAGUUCAGCCCCACAGAUCUGAAGAGGAUUCAACCCAGAGUGUAACAACGGAAUCAUCAGAAAUGAACACAGCAGCAACUAUUAUAGCUACUUCCAGUUCACCUGAGCCAGCUUCAAGCACUGAGACCCCGACUAAAGCAAUAGCUACGACCCCGACUAAAGCAAUAGUUACGACCCCGACUAAAGCAAUAGCUACGACCCCGACUACAGCAAUAGCAACGACCCUGACUGUGACGACAACACCGGCCACGACCACAUCAACGUUACCACCCAUCGUUUACAGACCCCCGACCUUGUACUCUGUAGUGUGCACCGUGGACUGCAACAUCAGGAUGGUGGUCCCGCCGGACGGUGUUUGCGACUUUAUAUUUUUCGACUCUCUAUAUGUGACUUGCGGUGGCGGAGUCGGCGACGCGCAAACGACGCCCAAGUUACAGCGUUUCUUCGACCUGGCCGCUCAAGGCAACGACACGCAGUUUGGAUGCUCCAUCGACGCAUUACAGCUUGGCGAAUUUGUCACUGACAUCGGGAAAUCAGAUUCCCUGAAAUGGGCUCAGAAGAAACUGUGGGCAAACAACGUGUACCACUGGGGCGUCAUGAAUAUCUAUCACGUUCUAUUUUUUCAAGACCCGGAUAUCGUGAAGAAAGCGCUCGAGGCCUUGAAGGCAGCGGCCCAGUUCUCCCAGCCUUCCUCAGUAAAAAGGGUGGCGUCGUAUACAUUUCUCGGAGUACAUGCCCUAUGGCAUCUGAAACCCUGUGAAAAUAUCGGCCUCCACACGAAGUCUGUCUUCUCACCGGACAUGAUUGUCCUGCUUGGACAUUUUUCGUACCAAGAGAACAAGUUCAAAGGAUUCGCCUACACAUGCUAUGUAUUUGUGCCCAAUCUGCUUAAUAUAAACGUGACUCUGUUGUCUGUCAGCAACAGGCCUGCCCACUACUAUCAUACACUCGGAGAUGCGGCGCUCCUUGCAAGGUGUCUUCGUCAGGAUCAAGACAUCCAAAGUCCCCUUGCAAUUUCUUUUACACUAAAAGCCCGGAUGUAUCAGCCUGAAGUAAAACAGCGCAUUGGCGACACGCUGUUCUCGAAAUGCGUUCCCGGAAAUUUUUCGCAAGACGUGGAUCCCCUUCAGUUCUGCGAUCUCGUCAAUAAAGGCUACGUCAGUGGGCCGUCCUUCGUGAAUGCUGACAAAACGAUCAUUGCUUUCGUAACAACACCGGAAAGGACCACAGUCGUCUACUUCGACAGUACAGACACGCUUCGUAUAAAGAUCUGUCAAUUGAAAUACCAAGCACUGGAUCUCACCGUAAGCCUAGCUCCUUACGACGUGAAUUACGACUUUGAUUCAUUCUAUUGCAACAACGUCAGCAACUUUUCAAGGACUGUACACAUCGCGACGACUGUUUUAGACUAUAUUAAGAACCGUUUCACUGACGGCGCAAAAAAAAUUGGUUGCAAUGCUCUUGGAAAACCUAUUUUUGGCUGAUAAAUUCGACCUUACUUUGGUGUCGUGUCAUCGUCUCUUGUUGCUGUUGCUGGGUACAGCAUUGCAAAUUCUAAGUGUAAGUGAAGUGUGUGUUCAUGAUUGUUACCAAAAUGUCGCUGUCGUCUUUGACUAUGCAUUAUCACACCGGCACGGUACAACUCCGCGAUAAUCGUACUCACGCCAAAGACCGGGCGUGGU